Molecule: messenger RNA, 3122 nt
Organism: Cynoglossus semilaevis (tongue sole)
Lineage: Eukaryota; Metazoa; Chordata; Actinopteri; Pleuronectiformes; Cynoglossidae
Product: immunoglobulin-like domain-containing receptor 2
Exons: 10
Coding region: 126-2282 (718 amino acids)
Biological process (GO): pancreas development
Cellular component (GO): membrane
Source: RefSeq, a predicted model, not a curated record
CCGGCACUUCACAAAGUGUUUCAGCUCUGGAAGAUUGAAACAUCGCCUCGGACCAAGUUGGACAGAGAGUUGAAAUAUUGUUUUCAAGGACAGAAUUUACUGAACUUAUCUGGAGAAUUAAUGACAUGUUUCUGGCACUUGACUGGUGGAUUUCGCUCGUUUGUUUGGCAGGUGUACUCCUUACCAGUUGCUCAGGUGUUAACGUUUUCGUCAGAGAUGAGAAGAAGUACUCUGUUUUGUUCCAGACUGUUGUUCUUCCAUGUCAGUACAACAGCGUCUCCACCCAGAUCCCUGUGGUGCAGUGGGUGUACAAGUCGUACUGCCGCGACCGCACUCGUGACUCCUUCAACUUGUACGACAGCCCAGGUGGAGGUUUGGGAACAGGAGGAAGUGGGUCAGUGGGCAUCAAGGUCGGCGGUGGAGGGUACGAGACCAGGGUGAUGGCGAGUUACUUGGACUGCUCUGACAACAGCCGGACGGUCCGAACCGUGGCCUCUAUCUCCGGUUCUUCAAUCACACUCUCAGAGUACUACAAGAACAGAGACAUCUCCAUUAUCAACAAGGCAGACUUACGGAUAGGAGAAGUCCAGUGGGGAGACAGCGGAGUUUACAUCUGUAAAGUGGUGAUAUCUGAUGACCUGGAAGGUCAGAAUGAGGCUUCUGUGGAGCUGCUGGUCCUGGGGUUCUCAGGUGUACCUGAAGAUCUGCUGCCAGACAUUGACUUGAAGAUUAUGCCAGAGUGGGUGUUUGUUACAGCCGUGGCGUUGGGCAGUGUGUUAUUCAUCCUGUUUUUCGGGAUUUGCUGGUGUCAGUGUUGUCCUCACUCCUGCUGCUGCUACGUCAGCUGUUGGUGCUGCCCCGACACAUGCUGCUGCCCCAGACAUUUGUACGAAGCAGGGAAAGGUAUAAAGACACGUACCGCCACCCCUCAGACACCGGCCUACCCUCCGUACUUUGUCACUGGUGUGCCCACCAUGCUACCCAUCGCUCCACCCUCUCUCCUGGAUAAGAUAUCUUCUGUUCCCCCCUCGGAAGGCACUAUGCUGUCAACAGCACCGAUGCAUGCUGUAGGUCUCCCCUACCGCGUGCCGUCUCCUCAGGAUCAGGAUUCUCUCAGACUGCUACAGUAUGUAGAGAAACAACUGGCUCACUUCAACCCUGCUGCAUCCAUCAGCCGUCAGUCCUGCAGUCUGUCUGAACUGAGCUCUCUCCACGAGGGAGAAAACGGCUUCCAUCACACGUAUCGAAACAUCCAGAAGAAAGCUCUGCCCACCAUCCCCGACCAGGAUCCUCAGCCUGAAACUCAGCGCUUUUGUAACAACCGCAGCCCAGUCCCGCAGCGUCUCGUUGACCACGGCAGCCCAGAGCACCAGCGUUAUUGUGACAAACCGCCGUCCCCUAAGCGUUUUAAUGACCACGGUGAACCUGCACAUCAGCGACGACACAGUGACGACCACUCACUUCCUUCGCAGUUACAGAGACCGGGCUGUGAUCAGCAGAGACAUCCGCACGACAGAGAAGACAAACACAACAGGUGGAAUCCUCGCUCGGAGCACUUGGAAAGAAAAACGUACCGCGCAGCUGAAAGAAGAGGUUCGCUGGAUGAGCUGGAGGAGUUUGCCUCUUUUCACAAGCUCAGAGCGGGUAGAGGUACAGAGAAAAAGGCGGAAGAUCAUGGGGAAUAUGAGAUGGAGCGCCUGGAGUAUUGUCGAUAUCCUUCCCACCGUAACGGUCCACCUCAGCACUAUUACGAAGAAGAAAGUGAGCUCAGGGGUAACGCGAACGAGGAUCAUACGAGAAGAGGCCGGAAAAAUAAAAACAACAUAAGUCCACUUCCUUCACCACAAAGGAGGAGAGGCACCUGGGAUAAUGACCGUCCCGUUCCCGCUCCCCCUACAGUAAGUCCAUCAUCUUCUGCACAGGAGAAGGACUACGAUGCCGUGUUCCUAAAUAGUCUGCUGGAGCGGAAGGCUAAGCUGCGUGGAUUCGGCAAAUCGAAAAACGCCGACGAUUCAGACACGCCGUCAAAGGGAAGCUCGAAGAAGAGCAGCAGCGAAUCCACUCGGUAUUGCGGCCACUCACCGAGCAACAGACCUGAGGUAGAUUCACUGCCUCCACAUUUAGACACAGGGAGGAGCAGGACUGAUCGACAAUCACCACGGCCACCGGCUGCACGAUCCUCCCCGUCUCCAUGUCUGUCCGUCCCCAACAGUAGAGAGGAGUCGAGAGACAGAUCUCGAAAAGUGAACACUCACCUCAGCCGAGAUUCUCUUAUCGUGUGAAUGACUGAUGAGAGCCUUGGAUCAGAUGGAACAAGGUUCACUGACACUACAUAUUACACGUAUGUCAGAAAAGAACAGGAUAUCAGUGUUUAUUGUUGAAACCUCGGGAUAUUCUUCCUCAGUGGCUGAAGCCUGGAAUCAAUCUUAACAUUUCUGGAUUGUGCCAAUCCACGAGUGAUGAAGUCAUCUUUGCCUCAUGACGUCUUUGCUGGACUUACAUUAAACUUGUGCAUUGUUUCUGCUCACUCCUCUCUUAUUGACACUCUUAUUAAGAAAACCUGACUCUGCCCUGAGCACAAUGCUUGCAUUCAUUUCCAUACAACGACACGGCCGCUGUACAAGAGCCUGGUUGUUGCACAGAAGGUACUGUAUAUGACAACGCUAUUAUAUUAGAGGACACACUCUAGAUUCAGUCAAUGAAUACAGGUCGAUUUAUUUCAACUAUUGCUAUUGUCCUUUACCAACAGUGUUUCCCAACCUUUUUUAGCCUCUUUUAGGAAAAGCCCAUGGCGUAUCACCAAACAUAAAUGUCACAAAAUAUAUAUGAAAUAAAAUUUCUAGUUCCAAUUCACUCACAAUUCACUUCCUGGGUAUAAAACGUGGGCCUGUUUAGUUGAACACAACGCUAAUAAACUUGCAGGAAAAGACACUUAUGUAAAAAAUAGAGAACACCAUGUUUGUACUAAGGUGCCAUUUGUUUGUGUGCAGUGUAAAGUGUACAUAUUCAAUGUAUGGGUGCGUGAUGUAAUAUGAUCAUUGUAACAUGCAAAGGAUAACAUUUUGCCUAAGUGUACAGUGUACAUGUGUACUUUAAAAUAAAGUAUCUUAGUAUGACUUUCA